Parnassius mnemosyne (clouded apollo) is the source of this 1323-nucleotide messenger RNA. The record is from the annotation of a GenBank genome assembly. NCBI's taxonomy places the organism in Eukaryota, Metazoa, Arthropoda, Insecta, Lepidoptera, Papilionidae.
AUGAAACUCAUGUUUAUUUUGUUUGUGUUUGUCACAAGAGAUGUUUUCGGUCAAGGCAGUUGGUCCUUCGUAGGUAAUCCGUUAUUACAUGCACAUCCUUGCAGGAACGUCAAUGAUAUUCUUAUUUCAUAUGAAACUGGACUACCAAAAGGAAGGGAAAAUGUAUACAGUGUGUAUAUCGACAAAAAAUUACCAGCUUUUUCGGAAAUCGAUUUGAAAAUGGACACCGAUGCUAUUAUAAAAUUUAUCGAUCCAUCCAAAGGAAGAGUGAAUGUUAUAAGCCCGGAUACGUUUAACUUGAGAAUUUUCAAUGAAACUGAUUCAUUAGAAUUUUCUGUCAAAGGGCCGAUUUCAGGCGCAGUUCCAUAUAUCGAUAGUCUAAAGAUUAACGCAAUGGAGUAUUGCGACAAACCUCGUAAGGAUUAUUUAAAUAAUUUUAUUGAAAGAAAAGAAACCAUAGUGGAAACGUCUGCAGUAGUAGAAGAUGCAGCAGUAGACGAUUCCUGUGGAAGAAGAAAAAUAACGCAUACUGAACUUAUUGUGGCAGGAGCAAAUACCAAGGCCGGCGAUUGGCCAUGGCACGUGGCCAUAUAUAGAUUGCACAGAGCUGAUAUAAAAUACAUCUGUGGAGGAACAUUGCUGUCUAAAAAUUACGUAUUAACUGCUGCUCAUUGCGCUACGAUUAGAGGUGAAGCUGUGAUUCCGGAUAUUCUGAAUGUAGUUUUAGGUAAAUAUAAUCUUGUGGGGGGAAGCAUAGCGGUACAAGAGAAAGAAGUAUUUAAAGUUAUUGUACAUGAGAACUUUAACUACAAAAUCCGAUUGGACAAUGAUAUUGCGUUACUUAAAUUAAGAACUGAAGUAACCUUUACCGAUUACGUUCAACCUGCUUGUAUGUGGACUGAAAAAGCAAUAGAAAAAAUACCCACGAAGGAAAUCAUUGGAACGGUAGUAGGUUGGGGAUUCGACCAAUCUGACGAUCUAUCGCCUGAGCUCCGACAAGCAACUAUGCCAAUCAUAUCUGAGAACGCUUGUUACAAAAGCAAUCCGUUAUUCUACACAAAUAUUUUGACCGAAAACAAAUUUUGUGCAGGUUUGAAAAAUGGGACAUCAGCCUGCAAUGGCGAUAGUGGUGGUGGCUUUUUUGUUUUUGUGCCCGACAUUUCACACGACACGCGUCCAAACGCUCCAGGUGCUUGGUACCUUAAGGGUAUAGUGUCACUAACCGUCUCCAGAAGGGAUGUGCCACUUUGUGAUCCAACUCAAUAUGUAGUUUUCACUGACGUUUCAAGAUAUACAGAAUGGAUAGACAAAAAAAUAAAUUAA